This is a messenger RNA of Chroicocephalus ridibundus (black-headed gull), 4124 nucleotides long. RefSeq names its product receptor-interacting serine/threonine-protein kinase 2-like. The coding region runs from base 626 to 2242 and encodes 538 amino acids. The transcript has 15 exons. NCBI's taxonomy places the organism in Eukaryota, Metazoa, Chordata, Aves, Charadriiformes, Laridae. The record is from RefSeq and is a predicted model, not a curated record. Gene Ontology annotation, biological process: signal transduction; protein phosphorylation; regulation of apoptotic process. Gene Ontology annotation, molecular function: ATP binding; protein kinase activity. Gene Ontology annotation, cellular component: cytoplasm.
GCUGGGGCGCUCCGGAAGCGGAGGGGGCCGGGGGGAAAUGGCGGCCAGCUCGAAAUCGGAGCGGGGCGGUCUGGGCGGAAAGCGGGGUCUGCCGGGCGGGUGCUUGGUCGGGCCGGGCUGGGCCUGCGGGGCCGCCGCGAGCACAUUGUGAGGCAGCUGGACCGUGUCAAGGUCACCUUCUGUGGCAUGUGAAGAAAAUCCUGCAUGGCUGAUUCCGCUCGCUGCUCAGGUAAUUGCACGCAUGGGGCUGGGGGAGCAGGGAGACACGUUUGAACACUGUAUUUUCCUGUGGUCUCCAAAACAGACCUGCCAAGUGGACUCUCCCCAACAUUGUGACCUGAUUCUUGUCAGUUAUGUGGGUGUUAGGAGUGAAAGACAUGACAUGAAAAUAGCUCCUGUAUUAUAUGUCUGUGAUUUUCCUACCAGCCUUUGAAACUGUUAAGACCAAAUUUGACAAACAGGCAGCCAAUAAAAGGAGAGAUCAACAACGCAGCUGACUCAUACAGGAAAGCUCGAGCUGUGUUUGAAUGCAGUUCAAACCUGACUCGCGUUUGGUAUCUGCAGCAGUUUCACUCCAUUGUUCCAUAGUUUUUAUGCCCGUAUUUCCACAGCCAGCCAUCAAGAAAUGGCCAAAUCAUUACCUGUAGUAGCCCAGGAAGAUUUGGAAAGUUUCACCUUGACCAGGACAAGCUCAGGUUUUGCACUCAAAGCUUUUCACAGUUCUUGGAACGCUCAGAUCUCGGUGAAGCUGCUGACCAGCCAGGACAUUACAGAAAGGGAGUGGAAGUUGCUACUUCAGGAUAUAGCAAAUAUCAGACGCUGUGAGUCUGAACGUCUCCUGCCUUCUCUUGGGAUUUACCAGUACCAUGGACUUGUGGGGAUAGUGACUGAAUGGAUGAACAAUGGAUCCCUCCACUCACUCAUCCAUGAGCAUCAGCUGUACCCAGAACUUCCCUUACUCAUAAGGAUCCUGUCGGAUGUGGCUGAAGGCCUGCACUACCUUCACAGCCUCCAGCCUGCUCUCUGCCACUGCAGCCUGAAACCUUCCAAUGUGCUUUUGGAUACACAGUUCAGAGCCAAGAUAUCAGAUUAUGGUCUAACCGACUGGAGGAAACAGCAACUGAGGUCAGACCUGCAAAACUGCAAUCUGAGAAACUGCCAGGAUUUAGUGUACCUCCCUCCUGAAAUACUUGAAGGAGGCCUUCCUUCCCAGGAAGGUGAUAUUUACAGUUUUGGAAUACUGUGUUGGGAGAGCCUAAGCAGACGGAAACCUUUUGAAGGUCAGACAACGCUGCUGGAAGGUUUGACAGGAAUCUGCAGCAGUUUGCGGCCUGGCAUUUCAGAAAAGUUUAUACCAAGCAAUUUGCCCAAGAGGAACAGACUGUUACACCUUAUCGCUCUGUGCUGGCAUCAAGAACCAGAUUACAGACCACAUACUGCAGAAUGUGUAGACCUUCUAAAUGGAAUUUUGACUAGUAUAAACAAGGAGGCAAUUUCCACUGCAAUCUACAAUCUGAUGGAUGCAAAGGAGACAGCACUUAAUGCAUGCAAAGGUUCAGAAACAUACACAUUGCAGACAGGCACGUGCAAUUCAGAGGUCAUCUGUCCACCAAAAACCAACCACAUAACCAGCAAGAAAAUUCCUAUUGUAGUGCCAAGCUUGUCUACUGUUCUACUUGAUAGCAGUGCAAAUAAUGCAGGAAGAGAAAAUAUUCUUGAGACGGGUCUGUCAAAUACUAUCCCACAGAAUAUAACAACAAAGCAAGAUCACCCAGGUUCUGACAGCAGAAAAUCAAAUUCCUUUUGCAAGAUUCCGUUAUCUGGUUCAACUGCAGGCAAAGAAAGCAGUCAGCGUAAGGAUCCACCACUGGCUCUUAAGCACAGACCACAAACUAUGCAUCUUGAACAAGCAGUGAAAGAUCCUUGCUGCAAAGGAAACUGCUGUCAAAUACUAGCCUGCCAGAGACAGACCAUACUCAGCUGCAUGACAGAAGGACGCCUCAACCACAUCCUCGAUGUCCUUCGCUCACAGCAAACGUUAUCCCGAAUGGAUUAUGAAACAAUUACCUCUUAUCCUACAGUGACUGGCCGUGCUCGGGCUUUGUUGGACACUUGCCUUUGCCUUGGAGAGAGGGCAGCACGGGUUGUAGUGACUGUACUUUCAGUGACCAAAUGUAGUCCUCUGGCACAAGGCAGCCAUUGCCCAGACUGUCCUUCUAAGGUAAACAGGCCGUUGUUGUGACUUAUUUUUUUGCCGUUUGUUACUUGCAUCAGAGCACUGGUAAUUUGCAAUGGCAAUGAUUCCCAUUAAUUCCUCAAACCCUACUGACUGAAGUCAGUCCUUCCUACAGCCCACGAUUUUAGCCCUCUAGUGGAAAAAACUGGCUGGAUUAAAAGGUCAAGACAACCACUGCCUGCAGAAAUUACCAAGACUGGCAUAACAAAUUCUAACUUGGACCUCAGAGAUGGGAGGAGUGCAAUGUGUGUGCCAGAGCAAAUAUAGUUCAAGUCAGAUGACACCUUAUUUUCUUAUUUUUUAGAAGAGAGGAAAAUGGAUCGUGACUUUUUGGAGGUCACACUAUGGAAGAACGGCUGUUACUAAGUCCUUCGAAAUAAGGAUAGCAAACAACAGGGUACUGGAUGAGGAGAAAAAAAUUACUGCCUUCCAUUAAGUUCGUAUCUGAGCCAGCUGUUAGAGUGAAAGGCUUAAGAGAGUCAAGAAAUAUUUCUUCAACAGGGCCAUAAGAAAGACUUGGAAAAUCUAUAUUAUGCAUAUAAAUGAUUUUAUUUUCACUCACGAAUGGUCAUAUGCUCUGAAAAAGGGGCACUAAUAGCAGCACUUUGGAGAGAUGGGGCUUAAACUAUGGAAGCUAAAUGGAAAAAUGAUAUUACUUUACAUCCGUGUAGUUCUCUGUCUGCAGUUCAAAUGUAAAAUUAAAACAGGAAGAAGAGGUGCCAAGCUGAUAAUUUUGAAAUGGUGGUUCUGUUGAACUGUGAAGGAAAGUAGUAAGAUUAAUUUAAUUAUAAUGAAAAUGAGGUUAUAUAAGAUGCUGGUUUUCUGAAGGCACAGUGGGAUUCCUUCAAGCUUCAUGGCACUGGAUUAACGUGAGAAUUGGUUAUACAAUCUACAAGUAUUUCAAAUGCAAAACCACAUUACUCUGUUUCCCUGUGUUGCAUCUAUUCUCUUUGUAGUUUCAAACUGCUUAUUGAAUUCAGUAGUUUGUCGGGUUGCAAUUUUAAAUACAGCAAUGAUAUGUUUUCUAGGCACAUUUAAGAGAUAAGACAUUUGUUACAUCACAUACUACAAUGCUGCUGGAACCAUCAACAGAUAGAUAUAUUUUUUUUCACAAAAAUUCAUUAAACUUUAGGAUUGCCUUGAGAUAAUAUAUUGUUACAAUUAAAAGCAAUGUCUAUCAGAAUGUGUUGGAAAUAGUUUUGCCUAUAAAGGAGCUAAACACCUACUUCGCUGUUGAAUUUUUUUCCAAUCUAUACUUCAAAUGGGAACUUUCAACAUUCUCUGCUAAAAAAGGAUGUCUUGCUUGUGAGGAAAAGAACUGCUGUCAUGGUGUUUUGCCUGAUUAGAAGGCAUAAAAUAAUCGGAGUAAACCAGAUAAUCAUUCACCUGUGGGAAAUAUUUACAGACUUUUAAGAGAGAAACUGGUAAUAUUGUUGAAACUUAAUUAUCAGCUUUCAAAAAUUAUUCCAUUCAGUUGUUCUGCUGGACACUUCAUACUUUUGUGAAAGAUGUGCCAGCUGGCAGGCUGUGUUGAUUUUUUUUUUUUUUUUUGUCAUUAUGUUUUUGACAUAGAAAGUGUUUUGGCUCUUUUCUUGAAACAGCUGCAUACUUGAGAGUAUCACUUGAUGCCAGAACUAAGCCCAGUCUUAACUGUUAAUUGCAGAACUGGCAUCAAACCAGUGUGAGCACAAGUUACCUGUUUUCCAGACAGAUUUUUGUUCUACUCAUAUUUAGCUUUACAAUUUAAGUAUUUGUAAUAGAUUGUGACCUUAGAGUUAGAUCUAUUACUAUCAUGCCUACCCAAAUUUUUUAAAAGAUAACUCAUGAAAACCGUUUAUAACCAAUUACAAAACAAAGGUAAAUUUGCUACUUCAUGUUCAAAACAGCC